This is a messenger RNA of Dimorphilus gyrociliatus, 1053 nucleotides long. The record is from the annotation of a GenBank genome assembly. NCBI's taxonomy places the organism in Eukaryota, Metazoa, Annelida, Polychaeta, Dinophilidae.
UUAACACAAGGUGUCUCUAGUGAGAUCGUUUAUAAGAAAGGACCAAAUAUAUUAACGAGAAAUUCAAGGUUAAUUUCACUAAUUAUGAAUUUAAACAACCUCCGUUCAGCAGCCUUAAACGUCAGAGAAUGGUUUGAAACAAAUUUUAGCAAAGAAACUGGUCUAAAUCAUAAUGAUGACAUUGCAAUAUAUUUCAAGGUUCCCUCCAUGCUUUUGGCUGGGGAUAGUGAAGAAAAGGCGAACGAAGUUCAACAAUUCAUUAUGAAAAAUUUUUUAAUGAAUACAGGAGAUUUUAAAAAGGCCGAAAAUUGCAAAACGGAAAAUCCAACCUAUAUAGAAUACUAUUCUUAUAUGAACUGUUGGAUUAUGAGAAGUGGCCUAAAGUUGAAAAUUGAUAUGACAAAUAGUUUUGAUUACAUACAUAAUAAUUUUAACAAUUAUGAAUUGAAAGACGUGUCAGCUUCUGAUAAUUGUAUUGAAUUAUUAACUGUAGCUAAUAUUGGCUAUACAUAUUUAAUCAAAGGGGAUUUACAAGAAGCAAUUCGUGCAGCAAACUGCCUAGAACAUUUCUGGAAUAUUCAGCAAGAAAAGGACAAAUACUUUUAUUUGAGAAUGGAUAAGCAUCAAAAACUAAUAAAGUCUAAUCCAGAAAAUCCUUUCUAUUGUAUUUCGAAGACGAAUGAUAAUCAGUUAUACUUUUUCCUAGGCUUCCCAAUAUCCUUCCUUGCCGAAUUGUACGAUUUAACAAAAGACAAAAAAUACCUUAACUUAAGCAAAAGCUACUAUAAUUAUACAAUCAAUUGUCAUGGGAUUUUUAAGUCAAACUUCAGUCAUAAAGUUUCAUGGGCUGCUUCAAUACUUUACAGAAUAACGGGUGAUAAUAUCUAUUUAGAUGCAAUUGAAAAAAUAACAAAUCACAUAUUGGAAAAUCGAGACAAGACUGGCUUAUGGUUAACAAACGAUGGAUCUAUAGAUUAUGAUCAAACUGCUGAGUUUGCAAACUGGUUUUUUGAAAUAAUUAAGAAUAUUGAAAAAAGAGUAGAUAUUAAAUAA